CACCAGACAAGAGGAGGAAAAGACAAUACAAACGUACAUCAGGACAUUACUGAGAGAAGAAAAAUGUCUCGGACAGAAGAGGUCAACAAGAUGACCGAAAACGUCUACAAGGGGAUUCUGGACCAGUUCAACCCCAGUCUGAAGAACUUUGUGACCAUGGGGAAACACUAUGAGAAAGCCCUGACAGGAGUAACGGUGGCCGCCAAAGGGUACUUUGAUGCUCUGGUGAAACUUGGAGAACUGGCGAGCGACAGUCAAGGCUCCAAAGAGCUGGGAGACACACUGUUUCAGAUGGCCGAGGUCCACAGACAGAUUCAGGUGCAGCUGGAGGACGUGUUAAAGCUGUUUCACUCUGAGCUGCUCGCCCAGUUGGAGCAGAAGCUGGAACUGGAUAUUAAAUACCUCACAGCCACCCUGAAGAAGUAUCAGAGCGAGCGGAGGUCUAAAUCUGAGUCUAUCGAGCGCUGCCAGUCCCAGCUGAAGAAACUCCGCAGGAAGAGCCAAGGCAGUCGCCACCCAAACAAAUAUGGAGACAGAGAGAUGCAGUUCGUGGAGUUGAUGAGCCGCCGCCAAGGCGAGCUGGACGCGCUGGUUGCCACGGGUUACAAGUCUGCCCUCACUGAGGAAAGGAGAAGAUAUUGCUUCCUGGUGGACAGACAGUGUUGUGUUACCAAACUGCUCAUCAACUACCACUCCAAGGUGAGAGAGCUUCUGUCGCAGAAACUGUCAUCCUGGCAGCAGUCAUGUUCUCAGCCCACAAAACUCCCAGAGCGUGCUCUCAAUCUGCUGCGUCACACUGCGCCUCAAAGCUCAGGGGCUGCUGGGAUAGCCGAAGUCCUCCGACACACCAAGCUCGGCUCUGCUCAGCCAGAACAGAGGCUCUCUGUUCAGGAAGUUCCCCCUCUGUUGAAUGGAGACUCCAGUCGCUCCCAGCAGCAGCGCUCACUCCCCUCCUCCUCCCAGAGUGAAACCUGUGCUCCUCAGGGCUCCCCCCAGACUUUCCGCUCUCACGCCGCUGGUGGAGCUGCUGGAGGUUCAUCACAAGGAGCGUCUCCCCAGCACACCAGCACACCCCUCAGUGCAUCAGCCAGCCCCCUCCCUGACAGCAGCGCCAGCGGCAGUGGGAGCCCUGCUGCGUCCACUCCCACCACGUCCAGCAGCUCCACCCAGCAAAGCGCUCUCCUCCUGGCCACCAACACAUCCAACCUCUCCCCAUGCCUCAUCCCCUCCACGGUGAUGUCGCUCAGCCAGAUCUCCCCGGCCAGCGGCUCCUUGCAGGGCAUGACCCUCCCGAUCCCCCACAGUGCUCCUCACAGUCCUCCACUGCCCCACAGUGCUCCUCUCUCCCGAGCCAUGACUCCUGUGCAGUUACUGCACCAACAGUUGGGACCAGGAGGGAGCAACACUUCAUCACCAUCACAUAAUCCCUGGCUACUGAAGGCCACCGAGAUGUGUGCAACAGCAACACUUCCACUGCCGAGAAGACCUGUCAGCGAAAUGAGGAUUGGUGGCUUCCAUGGCUCCAGUCUCCCAAGGAUGCUGCCUCUAUCUGGACCUAUACGUGUGGAAGCCAUGUUUGCUCACACUUCUGAAUCACUAGAGAGUGGUGGCGUAGGGGGUGGCGCUUGCUUGCUGCACUUCCUGCCUGGUGACAACAUCACCCUGCUCAUCUCUGAGCCCAGGGACGGGUGGCACUACGGUCAAAAUGAACGAACUGGACGGAAAGGCUGGUUCCCUUUCUCCUACACUCAGCCUCACCACAGUAAGACGGAUCACCUCGAGAGCUCACUCUUCUUAUCUAAGGCUAACAGCACCAGUACAGGACAGCUCGACAAGCUGGUGUCUCCAGGUUUCCCAGCCCUCACACCCGAAUCAGAGGAGGAGCGCUCUCUUCCUCCCCAGAGGGUCAGCACCUUCCGUCCACGUCCCUACAGCAUGGCCGACAGCAAUAAGAUCACCUCAGAACUGGCCUCUCCACCACCCUCCCCAACCAGGCUCAAUCCAUUUGCCCACAUCCGACUUAGAAGAACAGUCACCAACGAUCGCUCAGCUCCCAUUAUUGAGUGAGGGCUUUAUUCCCACAGCAGCAGCAGUCCUGUUCUCUGUGGUUUGUCAGUCCAUCAAACCUCAGGUUGAAUCCUGGAAACAGCCUAUUGGUUCAUGUUGACUCUUUUAAAUUGUACUUUAUUUUGGAUGUUCUUUUUUGCAAGUUAAUCCAAUGCAGAUCUUGUUUCAUGCGCAGGAAUAGAACAUUUUCAAGUCAAAGCUUUCAAAGCUUAUGUGUAAAGGCUGAUCUGUUCUAAAUGUAAUUACAGUGCAUUCAAUUUGGAAGUAGUUAAUAGGAAAACCAAUAAUAUCCGAAAAUUCUGUUUGAGUGAAAACGUGGGAAUUGAAUUAAAAUCUAGUUUAUAUGAAACAGAAGUAAGAUGUUGGACUAUACUUAGCUUAGUGUUUGAGAUCAACAUACCGAAUGUUGCUUGUCCACAAUAACAUUUUUAGGGUUUUUUUCUUGCCUAUGAAAGAUGCAUCUUAUUUUGCUUACUGUUUUACAAUGCAAUUUUUUUCUUGCUAUAACCCAUAAUCUAGUUUUUUGUUGUUUUUUGUGCCAUAUCCAGAAAAGUUGUCUUUGUUCGGCUGAUCUCGGGACUGGCUCCUAAUAGCAGGUAGUGAACUUUCACUUUCACUGUAAUGAAGUGUUAUGGGAAGAGGACAGGCUCCUACUCUAAAAGUGCUAUUAUGAUAUUAUAUUUUUUAGAACAGCUGCCAGAUUGUUGCAUUUUCUUGGUUUUCAAGGCGAACUUUUAAAUUUAUUCAAAGUGUCUUUUCUAUUUUAAAACGUGGAUGUUUGGUUGAGAGAGACUUGGCAUAUUUUAAUGAAGUUGGUGCAGCGAGUUAUUUUUGUGUCAUUUUUACCUUCGAAAUUACUGAGCAUGGACAUUGCUGUUUGAGUGUUCCUCAAGUCCCUGCCAGUUAUAUCUUAUGUUUAUGCCAGUUAACACAACACAUUCUGCUGCUGUAAAGUUACAUAUUAGUAUUUUAUUAAUGUAGAUUUUUUUGGAUUCGUAUUACUCUUUACCUGGACUCCAAAUACAUUAAACAAAUUCUACCUUAAAUUGAUCAGUGAGACUUGUAAGUAUCUCACUGCUACACUUAUAUAAAAUGGAAAAAGUCCU
Molecule: messenger RNA, 3173 nt
Organism: Chelmon rostratus (copperband butterflyfish)
Lineage: Eukaryota; Metazoa; Chordata; Actinopteri; Chaetodontiformes; Chaetodontidae
Exons: 14
Coding region: 64-2067 (667 amino acids)
Biological process (GO): actin crosslink formation; actin filament bundle assembly; plasma membrane organization
Cellular component (GO): nucleoplasm; cytosol
Molecular function (GO): protein binding; cytoskeletal adaptor activity
Source: RefSeq, a predicted model, not a curated record